CACUUACUCACCUUCGUCUUCCAUCCUCCUUCACCAUGUUCGCCGCUGCUCGUUCUCUCCGUUCUGUCGCCCGUACCGGCAACUAUGCUGGCAUUCCGCGGUCCAUGAUCGCGAGGAACAUGAACUCAAAAGUCAAUGGCCCCGUUGUCGGUAUUGACUUGGGGACAACGAACUCUUGCGUAUCCGUUAUGGAGGGCAAGACGGCGCGCGUCAUCGAAAACUCCGAGGGCGCACGAACAACACCCUCUGUCGUUGCAUUCACAAAACACGGCGAGCGAUUGGUCGGCCUCCCCGCCAAGCGUCAAGCGGUCGUGAACUCGCAAAACACGGUGUUCGCUUUCAAGCGUCUUAUUGGUCGUCAGUACAACGACGCGGAGGUGAAGAAGGACAUGGAGCACUGGCCGUUCAAGGUCGUUGCGAAGUCUGAUGGUCGGCCUGCCGUUGAGGUUGACAAUGGUGGCAAGAAGCAGACUUUCUCCUCAGAGGAGCUGUCGUCCAUGGUUCUUGUCAAGAUGAAGGAGACCGCUGAGCAGUUCCUCAACAAGAAAGUCAACCAUGCCGUCGUCACUGUCCCCGCCUACUUCAAUGAUGCGCAACGGCAAGCGACCAAGGAUGCUGGUCAAAUCGCGGGAUUGGAUGUCCUGCGUGUCAUCAACGAGCCGACAGCGGCUGCCCUUGCCUACGGCCUUGACCGUGUGGACAACGCUGUCAUCGCCGUGUACGAUCUCGGUGGCGGCACCUUCGAUAUCUCUAUCCUGGAGAUGCAGAAGGGUGUCUUCGAGGUGAAGUCAACGAACGGCGAUACCCAUCUUGGUGGCGAAGACUUCGACAUCGUCCUCGUCCAGCACAUCCUGAACGAGUUCAAGAAGGAGUCUGGCCUCGACCUCGGCCAGGAUCCCAUGGCCAUCCAACGUGUCCGUGAGGCUGCGGAGAAGGCGAAGAUCGAACUGUCUUCCACUUCGCAGACAGAGAUCAACCUUCCGUUCAUCACCGCGGACGCUUCUGGGCCGAAACACAUCAACCUGAAGAUCGUCCGGUCGCAGUUCGAGGGUCUGGUCAACUCCCUCAUUCAGCGGACCGUCGAGCCUUGCAAGAAGGCGCUUGUGGAUGCAGGCGUCAAGGCGAGCGAGGUUAACGAGGUCAUUCUCGUUGGUGGUAUGACGCGUAUGCCGAAGGUCGUCGACACCGUCAAGACCAUUUUCGGCCGCGAGCCCAGCAAGGGCGUCAACCCGGAUGAGGCCGUUGCCAUCGGUGCCUCCAUCCAGGGUGGUGUAUUGGCAGGAAACGUCACGGACAUCCUGCUCCUCGACGUCACGCCGCUCUCGCUCGGUAUCGAGACGCUCGGUGGGAUCAUGACCAAGCUCAUCCAGCGCAACACCACCAUCCCGACCAAGAAGACGCAGACGUUCUCGACUGCGGCUGAUGGCCAGACCGCCAUCGAGGUCAAGGUUUACCAGGGUGAACGUGAGCUUGUCAGGGACAACAAGAUCCUCGGCAACUUCAACCUUACCGGCAUUCCGCCGGCGCCGAAGGGUGUCCCCCAAAUCGAUAUCACGUUCGACAUCGACGCUGAUGGUAUUGUCCAUGUCACUGCCCGCGACAAGGCGACAAACAAGGAUCAGUCGAUGACGAUCGCUUCAUCGUCUGGUCUCAGUGACAAGGACAUCGAGCGCAUGGUGUCUGAUGCUGAGGAGUACGCCGAGGCUGACAAGGCCAGGAAGACAAUCAUCGAGGAGGCUAACAAGGCUGAGUCGAUCUGCUCAGAUACUGAGAAGGCCAUGAACGAGUUCAAGGAGCAGCUCGAUGCGGCUGAGAAGGAGAAGGUCGAGAAGCUGGUCGCUGAGCUCCGCGAGGUCGCUGUCAAGGGUCAGGCCGGCGACACGACCGUGUCUGCUGAUGGCAUCCGGGAGAAGAUUAACGAGACGCAGCAGGCGUCGCUCGGCCUCUUCCAGAAGGUCUACGAGAAGCGUAACCAGGAGGCGGCCAACGAGGCGAAGCCGGAGGACAGCAAGCCUGAGGGCGAGAAGAAGGAUUAAGUUCCCACUCUUCCGUUGUCGUACCCCCCCUUCGCAUCCGCCGCUACUUGCUUUAUCAUCCACCUACAUCGCCCCUGCUGCAUCAUGACCCUUUGUCACGUCUCGUCGCGCAUGUCCGUCGGCAUCCAGUCUUUCACGCAUCCAGCAUAGAGCAAAAGUAAUGUUACGCACGCUAUUACUUUACGGUCUCGUCGCACGCUUUUUAUCGUCACGGCUUAGUAUAUGUAUCUAGUAUUGAACAAUGACCACCCCACUCUCAGCAUUGCUCCACUCCUCACUUCA
This is a messenger RNA of Fomitopsis serialis, 2318 nucleotides long. Its product is annotated as heat shock protein. The transcript has 8 exons. Gene Ontology annotation, biological process: protein refolding; cellular response to unfolded protein. The record is from RefSeq and is a predicted model, not a curated record. Gene Ontology annotation, molecular function: misfolded protein binding; heat shock protein binding; ATP hydrolysis activity. Gene Ontology annotation, cellular component: cytoplasm; mitochondrion. The coding region runs from base 36 to 2036 and encodes 666 amino acids. Lineage: Eukaryota; Fungi; Basidiomycota; Agaricomycetes; Polyporales; Fomitopsidaceae.